GCUCUUCUGGGGAAAAAAACCAAAAAAACAUUUCUGAAGGCAAGAAAAAUUCUGGAAGUUGCAGCCCUCCUUGUCAUGAGUGUCUUCUGGUGCGUAAGGAGUGAGCAGGAUACUCUGAGGCCUUUUGCAGGUUCUGUCUUCAUUUUGCUGACUCAAACCGCAGAUUCCAAGGAAAGGAGGGGAAGUGGAAUAAAAUACUCAAGUGCCAAAGGAGAAGCCAGACUAGUCGAUGAAAGUUACUGUUACUAAGCUGUAGACUGCUCUCACUUACACAUAGUGGGGGGAAAAAAAUUGCUGUUGGUUCAAAGCUUAUAAAAUUACUUUUGCAGACUUUCCUCACUGAACUUCAAACAGGCAAAACCCCUUCAACUGGGGCUGAAUUAGGAAAUGGAAAUAUGACUCCUUCCUGGUGUCUUCCAUCUUCCUCUCCCUCUGCAGGGUUUUUUGUUUGGGGUAGGAAAUCCUGAACAAAUUGUAUGGCGUCAACCAAACUUGUAGUUGAUGGUUAUGGAUGACCUAGGAACUUCAGAUUUGUGUCUCUGCAAUGACACCCGAGUAAGGCAAAGGUUGAAAACUGCUCAUCAGCUACUUUAUCAAAACCUGUAGUAACUAUUACAGUCAUGCUUUCGCGCUCUUUCUAACUUUUGAACUCUGGGGUGAUGCUCCCUGGAAGGGAUGUGCAGAUAAGUCACCUUUUUGGGUUGGAAACAGCAGUAAUUUGAGAAUGCCCAGAAGAGGCUUAGUAAUUCAAGCCAGGACUCGUUGGCUCUUAGUGGGCCUUGCUUUACUAUUCAGUUUAGUCUUGCUCAUGUAUUUGCUUGAGUGUGCUCCACAAACAGAUGGUAAUGGAUCUCUACCGGGUGUCGUAGGAGAAAACAUGGGUAAAGAAUACUAUCAAGCUCUCUUGCAGGAACAAGAAGAGCACUAUCAAAAUCGAGCUACUAGUCUGAAACGUCAGAUUGCCCAGUUAAAGCAAGAACUUCAGGAAAUGAGUGACAAAUUGAAAUCCCUGCAGGAAAAAAAGAGCCCCAAGGUCAAUGGUAUGAACUACCAGGGCACCAAAGAACAAGCACCCAAUGAUCUCCUAGAGUUUCUUCAUUCCCAGAUUGACAAAGCUGAGGUGAGCAUGGGGGCCAAACUGCCUAGUGAAUAUGGCGUCAUUCCUUUUGAAAGCUUUACGUCCAUGAAAGUAUUCCAGCUGGAGAUGGGGCUCACUCGGCAUCCGGAAGAGAAACCCGUUAGAAAAGAUAAGCGCGAUGAAUUGGUGGAAGUUAUUGAGGCUGGCCUAGAAGUUAUCAAUAAUCCAGAUGAAGAAGAUGGACAAGAUGAAGAUGAUGGAGUAGGAGAGAGGCAGCUGUAUAGUGAAAAUGAUUUCAUAGAAGGUUACUAUCGUACAGAAAGAGAUAAGGGGACACAGUAUGAGCUGUUUUAUAAGAAGAUGGAUGGCAUGGAAUACAGACAUGUCACCUUGUUCCGACCUUUUGGACCCCUCAUGAAAGUGAAGAGUGAAACUGUCGAUAUUUCUAGAUCAAUCAUUAACAUUAUUGUCCCUCUUGCUGGAAGAACUGAGGCAUUUGCACAGUUUAUGCAAAACUUUAGGGAUGUGUGUAUUCAUCAGGAUAAGCGUGUUCACCUCACAGUGGUGUAUUUUGGACAAGAUGGGCUAUCAGAAGUAAAAAGCAUCCUAGAAUCUGUAGCUAGAGAAACUAACUUCCACAAUUACACGCUUGUCUCUCUGAAUGAGGAAUUUAACCGAGGCAGAGGACUUGACAUGGGCGCCAGAGCCUGGGAAAAAGGCGAGGUCCUGAUGUUCUUCUGUGAUGUUGAUGUUUAUUUCACAGCAGAGUUCCUCAACAGCUGUCGCUUAAAUGCUGAGCCCGGGAAAAAGGUUUUUUAUCCUGUGGUAUUCAGCCUUUAUAAUCCUGCUAUUGUCUAUGCCAACCAAGAUAUACCACCCCCUGUGGAGCAACAAUUGGUACACAAGAAGGAUUCUGGUUUCUGGCGGGAUUUUGGCUUUGGGAUGACUUGUCAAUAUCGGACAGACUUUCUGACUGUUGGGGGUUUUGACUUGGAAGUGAAAGGCUGGGGCGGUGAGGAUGUUCACCUUUACAGAAAGUACUUGCACGGUGACCUUAUUGUGAUCAGGACACCGGUCCCUGGUCUCUUUCACCUCUGGCAUGAGAAACAUUGUGCAGACGAGCUCACUCCAGAGCAGUACCGCAUGUGUAUCCAGUCCAAAGCCAUGAAUGAGGCCUCUCACUCGCACCUUGGGAUGCUGGUCUUCAGGGAGGAGAUCGAGACUCACCUCCGUAAGCAGGCUUACAGGACUAACAGCGAAGCAGUGGGUUAAAAUGUCAACCCCUUGACAUUCGAUGACUUCAAAUUCACAGUGAACCAGCAUCAUUUUACAGCCUUAAUUCAGCUUAAAAAUGCAGUGCCUCUCUUUUUUCAGUGAAGAAGAGUUUAGAGGGUUUUUGGUUCUUGUAUUUGUUUUCCGAGUAAUUCUUUGACUGAUACGCUAUGACCUACAUAUCUUGCGAGUUCAAGCACCUCAAAUUGGAAAGCGUAUGUAUUUUGAGGAAAGUGUCUUCAGUAUCAAUUGGAAAAAUCAGUGGAAUGUACAACUCAACACUCUUCCACAUGGUACAUUUCCAUUCUUAUAUUUGCAUUAUUUUAAAAAUUAAAUUAAGUAAUCUUUUGUGU
Messenger RNA from Falco peregrinus (peregrine falcon), 2703 nucleotides. RefSeq names its product chondroitin sulfate N-acetylgalactosaminyltransferase 2 (gene CSGALNACT2). Gene Ontology annotation, cellular component: Golgi cisterna membrane. Bases 725 to 2350 code for a protein of 541 amino acids. The record is from RefSeq and is a predicted model, not a curated record. Gene Ontology annotation, molecular function: glucuronosyl-N-acetylgalactosaminyl-proteoglycan 4-beta-N-acetylgalactosaminyltransferase activity. The transcript is spliced from 8 exons. Lineage: Eukaryota; Metazoa; Chordata; Aves; Falconiformes; Falconidae.